CUUCUGUAUCUUCCCUUCACUCGUCAUUCUCACAGCCUUCUCCUCCUUUCCUUUUCUUCUUCAUAAUAUAGAACCUGGGUUUCGUUAGGGUUUACGAAAUUGAAGGUUAUUGUUUUACGUGUAAAUUCUUUUUAAACAUGGAUGGAUCUACGGCUCUGAUGAUCUUAUCAGCCAUGGUGGCGUAUUUAGUGUGGUUCAAGUUUAUUUCAAGGUCGCUUAAUGGUCCACGUGUUUGGCCCUUAUUGGGUAGUCUCCCUGGGCUCAUCCAGAAUUCUACUUGCAUGCAUGAGUGGAUCGCCGACAAUCUCCGCGCGUGUGGUGGCACGUACCAGACUUGCAUUGCUGCAAUUCCAUUAUUGGCCCGGAAACAAGGUCUGGUGACUGUCACGUGUGAUCCGAAGAAUUUGGAGCAUAUUUUGAAGAUCCGGUUCGAUAAUUACCCUAAGGGGCCUACUUGGCAAGCUGUGUUCCAUGAUUUGCUGGGUGAUGGGAUCUUUAAUUCUGAUGGAGACACGUGGCUGUUCCAGCGGAAGACUGCCGCAUUAGAAUUUACCACCCGGACGCUGCGCCAUGCUAUGGCACGGUGGGUUAGCCGAGCCAUUAAGUAUCGGUUUUGCCCGAUUCUUGAAUCGGCUCAGCUCCAAGGGAAGCGAAUUGAUCUUCAAGACUUAUUGCUUCGGCUCACUUUUGAUAACAUAUGCGGCUUGACUUUCGGUAAGGACCCUCAAACACUUUCCCCAGGACUUCCAGAGAACGGCUUCGCAAUGGCUUUUGAUCGAGCCACGGAAGCCACGCUCCAACGCUUUAUUUUGCCUGAAAUCGUAUGGAAGCUGAGGAAAUGGCUUCGGCUUGGGAUGGAAGUUAAGUUGAGCCAAAGCCUUAAACACAUGGAUAAAUACUUAUCCGAAAUCAUAAAUACACGUAAGCAAGAGUUGGUGAGUCAGCAUCAAAGUGAGAUCCAACACGACGAUUUGUUAUCCCGUUUCAUGAAAAAAAAAGAAUCCUAUUCAGAUGAAUUCCUUCAGCACGUGGCACUCAAUUUCAUCCUAGCUGGACGUGACACGUCAUCAGUUGCCCUUUGUUGGUUUUUUUGGUUAGUAAAUCAAAACUCAAGGGUGGAAGACAAAAUUCUCAUCGAGAUUUGCACUAUUCUAAUGGAGACACGUGGAUCCGACACUUCCAAAUGGGUUGAUGAACCAUUAGUGUUUGAAGAAGUAGAUCGAAUGAUAUACCUUAAAGCCGCACUAUCUGAAACACUAAGGCUUUACCCAUCAGUGCCACAAGACUCAAAGCAUGUAAUCGCCGAUGAUGUCUUGCCGAACGGAGCAUUUAUCCCAGCGGGAUCAAAUGUCACAUAUUCUAUAUAUUCAACCGGUCGGAUGAAAUUUAUAUGGGGCGAAGAUUGCUUAGAAUUCAAACCGGAAAGAUGGUUAUCAGAAGAUGGCAAAAGAUUCGAGACCCAAGAUUCAUACAAAUUUGUUUCUUUCAACGCAGGUCCUAGGAUUUGUUUAGGAAAGGAUUUAGCUUACCUGCAGAUGAAAUCAAUAGCCGCGGCGGUGCUGUUACGCCACCGUCUGACAGUGGCGGAAGGACACCGGGUGGAGCAGAAAAUGUCACUAACAUUGUUCAUGAAAUAUGGUCUAGUGAUGGACGUGCACCCAAGAAAUCUAAAGCCUGUACUGGAAAAAAUAGGCAAAGCUGGUGAAGUCAUUGCCUCUAAUGGCAACUAUAUGACGAAUUAAUCACAGCAGCUGGAGUAUUAAUUAAGAUAGUAUUAUACUAUUAUAUAUAUUUAUUUUAAAUCAUCUAUAAAUGCAAGUGAAAUAAAACCUGAAACCCAACUA
Messenger RNA from Gossypium raimondii (Peruvian cotton), 1844 nucleotides. Its product is annotated as cytochrome P450 86A22. Lineage: Eukaryota; Viridiplantae; Streptophyta; Magnoliopsida; Malvales; Malvaceae. The record is from RefSeq and is a predicted model, not a curated record. The transcript has a single exon. Bases 138 to 1742 code for a protein of 534 amino acids. Gene Ontology annotation, molecular function: oxidoreductase activity, acting on paired donors, with incorporation or reduction of molecular oxygen; monooxygenase activity; iron ion binding.